GGUUGUUUGAUGGGUUCCGUGGCGGCUGAUCCCCAUUUGCCACUGGUCCUGAUUUGGCAGGGCGCUUGCGAGCCAAGCAUUGGUGGACAUAAAGAAUUCCAUGGACACGGACGAACUUACUUUCCCCUCCUCUCCUCUCCUCUCCUCUCCUCUUCUUCCCCGCCCUCUGCCUCGCCACCGCGCACGGCAAGGGGCGGAUUGCCUGGCUGAUCGAUGGACGGGAACGCUCUGGAGGAGCUGAUACGGCGGCUCCUGGACGGGAAGAAGAACAAGGGGCCGGGGAAGAAGGUGCAGCUGAGCGAGGCCGAGAUCCGGCACCUCUGCGUCGCCGCCAAGGAGAUCUUCCUCUCCCAGCCCAACCUCCUGGAGCUCGAGGCUCCCAUCAACGUGUGCGGCGACAUCCACGGUCAGUUCUCGGACCUGCUCCGGCUGUUCGACUACGGCGGGCUACCGCCGGCCGCCAACUACCUGUUCCUGGGCGACUACGUGGACCGCGGGAAGCAGAGCAUCGAGACCAUCUGCCUGCUGCUGGCCUACAAGAUCAAGUUCCCGGACAACUUCUUCCUGCUGCGGGGCAACCACGAGUGCGCCUCCAUCAACCGCAUCUACGGCUUCUACGACGAGUGCAAGCGCCGCUUCAGCGUCCGCCUCUGGAAGCUCUUCACCGACUGCUUCAACUGCCUCCCCGUCGCCGCCCUCGUCGACGACAAGAUCCUCUGCAUGCACGGCGGCCUCUCCCCGGACCUCGACAGCCUCGACCGGAUUAGGGAGAUCCAGCGGCCCGUCGACGUGCCCGACCAGGGCCUCCUCUGCGACCUCCUCUGGUCCGACCCCGACCGCGACAGCUCCGGAUGGGGCGAGAACGACCGCGGCGUAUCCUUCACCUUCGGCGCCGACAAGGUCGCUGAGUUCUUGAACAAGCACGACCUUGACCUCAUCUGCCGCGCACAUCAGGUCGUGGAGGACGGUUACGAGUUCUUCGCGGACCGGCAGCUGGUCACCAUAUUCUCCGCGCCCAACUACUGCGGCGAGUUCAACAACGCCGGCGCGCUCAUGAACGUCGACGCCAGCCUCCUCUGCUCCUUCCAAAUCCUCAAGCCCUUGAGAAGCAAAACGCAGCAGACGGAGUGACGGGGCCCGUUUUCAUUGUUAUUAGAGGGCUUGUUUAGGAUCAUCAUGCGCAUCAUCUCCUAGAUUCUUCUCCUGCACAGAUUUCUCCAUACAAUUUUGUGGGUUAGCUGAUCCGACCUCCACUUCUGCUGAAUCCUUUGCCCUGGACUUGAUUCUGUACGUGUAUGUAGAAGCAUAUUGUUUCUGAA
Messenger RNA from Lolium rigidum, 1319 nucleotides. RefSeq names its product serine/threonine-protein phosphatase PP1-like. Bases 214 to 1131 code for a protein of 305 amino acids. The transcript is spliced from 3 exons. Gene Ontology annotation, molecular function: protein serine/threonine phosphatase activity. Gene Ontology annotation, cellular component: nucleus; cytoplasm. NCBI's taxonomy places the organism in Eukaryota, Viridiplantae, Streptophyta, Magnoliopsida, Poales, Poaceae. The record is from RefSeq and is a predicted model, not a curated record.